Messenger RNA from Setaria italica (foxtail millet), 3014 nucleotides. Its product is annotated as PHD finger protein EHD3. The transcript has 5 exons. Bases 1916 to 2656 code for a protein of 246 amino acids. The record is from RefSeq and is a predicted model, not a curated record. NCBI's taxonomy places the organism in Eukaryota, Viridiplantae, Streptophyta, Magnoliopsida, Poales, Poaceae.
CAUGGGACAGUGGAACAAAGAUGCUCGGCGACACAAUGCGCUCUUCACAAAUUGCCAUUCUCUUCUGCCGCGACGCGACCAAUCGUAGCGUCAUCCCGGGACACCUGGCCGUGCUCAAAUUAAACCGCCACGCCACCAGUAGCCCAGUAGGAGAUGCCAGUGCUGCUGCAGAUCCUCCUUCCUCCAUGCAUCGGCUGCUUGUUACCUGCAAACCUGCGCCGUGGACACCAACUGUUGCUGUGAGAUCUGAUGCCGCGCGGCGGUGGGCCUGGCCGAUCCUGAAGGCGAGGUGAAAGCAUCCCCGUGAGCGCCGGUUGCCACUGCCUCUGCCACCGCCGAGCGAGCACCCAGCCACCCACGGCAGGAGGAACCCCGCUGCCAAGUGCCAAACGAAGGCGGCCGCCACCAACGCGGCAACCUUGCCGCCCGCCUCGUCCCCGAUCCAGCCGUGCGAGCCAACCCGGCACCGGGCGGCGGCCGCGGGCCUCCAAUUGGCGGCCUCGGCAGCCGCCACAGCAAGCUGGUGCCAUGGCACUGCCGCCAUGCCGUGCCUUCGGCCUUCCCAAGUUUCCAACAGCACCCUGCUGGUGCCGCGUGCAGCGCCGGCCCGGCCCCAAUCGCGGCCGUGCGCCCGCGCUCCGACCGUUCCGUUCGACCGCCGGGCCCGCCUCCCCCGCGGCGAGACCUCUCCUUCGGCCUGGACCCCGCCGCCCCUCGGGUCGCCUUCUCCGCGACAUCCCGCCCCGCGCCCUGUUCCGACCCGCCGAAUCCAUGGCUCCGCGCGUGGGCGCGGUGCCAUCAUCCAUCAGCGCCGCCCGCUCGCCCCGCGCCUCCUCUCGCUGUCGAGAUCGCGUGACGGGAGCUCCGGAGCCGACACGAUCCAGCCUUGCUGCAAAGAGUCCCGGAAUUCUUGAAGCGACCAUAUUUUCCAUUGACAUGCUCAUACUGAUCGACUGACACCUCACAACAACAGCAUCGAAACAGGAUGGAAGCGGAGCGUAUUCGUCCACUCAUGGUGAGACAGCAAGCACAUGCGUGAAACUGAUUAUUGGAAGAAGCACCAUCAGCAGCAUACACCGCAAUUGUGUAAGAGGCUAUUCCUAUUUCGCUUUUUCCAUGGACAGAAGCAGGUGCGUUGGGUAAGAUCGGCUGUUACUCUUGUCUUCUGUGUGGAAUCAACACUGUGUCUUGCUUGUUGAACCACAGUACAGCUGAGAGGGCUUCAUGGUUUCUAUAUUACUGUACCUGCGGAAUAAGAUGCGACAUGAUAAGUGAUUGAACGUGGCAAUUUUUCCUCCAUGCUAUAUAUCAAUGCUGCAACUCUAAAAUCUGUCAAAAAUACUCGCCGAUUUUGCUUAACCUUUAGGAGGAAAAGCACAUGAUAAGAGCACUUUCCUAGUAGCGUUUUUGUUUUUGGUUGACUGCUUGAAGCCUUGAACAGGACACUCUUUAGGCUAGUACUAAUUUUGAUGAGAUGGAGAUCAUCACUGCAUUGGUAGGUAGGUUUUAUCAACUAAAGGUUACUAUUAUAUUUUGCUCCUUAUUCAUGGCAAUGUUGUGCCACCUAUACCUGGAUUGGCUUAUGUGAAAAGGCUCAUUUUUCUUGAAAAAUAAAACAAAACCAAAGGGAAAUCUUAACAGAUCUUAUGAUUCAACAUGAUCUUGUGGGCAAUCUCUUCAGAUAUUUGGACAUCAACAUAGUUCAUACUGCAGGUCAAAGUGUACAAUCACAUGUUUGUCAUCUUUAAAACUUGCAAAUGUAUCAAAGCCAUCAUAUCAACACCUGGGAGUCUUUCUUUGGUUCAGGUGCAGAAAGUGAAGUUCAUCGCUGGUGCUGUGGUGCAUUUGUGGCAGUUUGUGCAGAUUGCUUACUUCUUCGGUUCAACCCUACUAGUUCUAGCAAUGUGAACUGAACAUGUAUCUGCCUCUAAAAGGCUUGGCAUUCUCACAUUCUAGGCUGUUUUCUGCUAAUCCACGCAUGUUACAGGUUCAUGUGGCACUUACCUCGGAGGGGAUAAAGAGUCGAACCAAGAUGAGCAGUGGUAGUAUUCUGGGAGCUGUUGUUGCCCGCACUAUGGCCGCCUCCAAGGUUCCGAACCUGUCGGAGACUGCUCGCAGAGGCUGUUGCAAGCUGUGUGGAGAACCUGAAGAGGACAGCAAGAGGUUCCUAAUCUGUGGCCACCCUCCUUGCAUGUACAAGUACUACCACAUCCGGUGCAUGAGUCCUGACCAGAUCGCAAGCAAAAAGCAGCUGAACGAGCAAUGCUGGUACUGCCCAUCAUGCCUCUGCCGGGUUUGUCACCGUGACGAGGAUGACAAAAAGAUCAUCCUGUGUGACGGCUGUGAUGAGGCAUAUCACCUCUACUGCCUGCGUCCUCGUCGUACUAGAGUGCCCAAGGGGAAAUGGUACUGCAAGCUCUGCCUUAAGGCGAGGGCACGGGAGGUGAAGGUGAAAGAGUACGAGGAUAGGAUGCUGUCGGAACACAGGAAGCAUGAUCUUACGAUGGUGAAGAGUGACAAGUAUACGGGCGUGGACCUGCUGCUUUCUCGCGUGAAAAAGUGGAGAGCUGAUGACGAGGCGGCUGCCGCAGAGGCGGCGAUCACCUUGGAGAUGCUGAAAGGAGGCAAUGAGGAGCCGGCGACCGCUGCAGAGUAGGAGGCAUUGGGAUGGAGGUUGUGAGCAGGUGGAUUUGUGUUCCCUGGCAUGAGUUCAAGCAGCACAAGGUUUCUGUCCGGAGAGCCUCAGCUCUGUCCCAGCUGAAGACCUGAUGGUCAGGAGUUGGGACUAGAGGCCGAGGGUCUCUGAACUGAAACAAGUGCCGUUUGAACUGAUGGUAGAGAAUAUGAGUUCGCUAGAAUCGCUCUUAUCCUUUUUUUUUAAUCGUUUCUUUCAUCCUGCCGUGGUCAUACUUGACGAACUUGCCGGCGUCGGAACUUCAUAAGGUCGUGAGCACCCUUGAUACCUUUGCUGGGUACUUAAACUGCAAUGAAAUGGUGGAUCUUGGUAGACUAAA